Messenger RNA from Sclerotinia sclerotiorum 1980 UF-70, 981 nucleotides. RefSeq lists its product as hypothetical. The record is from RefSeq and is a predicted model, not a curated record. The coding region runs from base 1 to 981 and encodes 326 amino acids. The transcript is spliced from 3 exons. NCBI's taxonomy places the organism in Eukaryota, Fungi, Ascomycota, Leotiomycetes, Helotiales, Sclerotiniaceae.
AUGAAGUUCACAAACGCAAUUGCUCUCGCUAUCUUGGCUGCUACCGCCACCGCCGUCGCUAUUCCUGAGCCAUGGUGCGGAAGACCCGGUCAACCAUGCAAGCGUGAGGCCGUCGCCGUCGCUGCCCCCAUCCCAGAACCAUGGUGCGGACGUCCCGGACAACCAUGCAAACGUGAUGCCGAACCAUGGUGCGGACGCCCAGGCCAACCAUGCAAGCGCGAGGCUCUCCCUGAAGCCUGGUGCGGACGUCCCGGUCAACCAUGCAAGCGUACUCCUCUCGCUGAAGCCGAGGCCGAAGCUUGGUGCGGACGCCCUGGUCAACCUUGCCGCAAGAACAAGCGUGCUGCUGAGGCGUUAGCUGAGGCUUUCGCCGAGCCAGCCGCUGAGGCUGAUGUUGAUGAGGCCGUUAUCAAGAGAUGCAACAUGGUUGGUGGUGCUUGCUUCGAGGCUAAGAGACUCGCUAGAGAUCUUGCUGAGGCUACUGCUGAGACCAAGAGGGAUGCUGAUGCUUUCCUUGAGGGACUCAACAUUGAAUCCCGUGAGGUUUCUGAGAUCGUCGCUCGCGAGGCAGAAGCCUGGUGUGGACGUCCCGGACAACCAUGCAAACGCAACGCCGAAGCCUGGUGCGGACGCCCCGGACAACCCUGCAAACGUGACGCCGAACCAUGGUGCGGACGCCCCGGCCAACCAUGCAAAGAGAAGCGCGAAGCCGACCCCGAAGCUGAAGCCUGGUGCGGCCGUCCCGGUCAACCUUGCCGUGCUGUUCGUCGUGCCGCCGAAGCUAUGGCUGAGGCGCUCGCUGAGCCCACUGCUGAGGCAUGGUGCGGACGUCCUGGUCAACCUUGUAAGAGAGAAGCUCUUGCGGAGGCAGAGGCAAAUGCUGAGGCAUGGUGCGGUCGUCCCGGUCAACCUUGUCGCAAGGCUAAGAGAGAUGCAUUCGCUUUGGCUUAUGCUGCUGAUGUUGUGCUUGCGCAAUUGUAA